Messenger RNA from Hippocampus zosterae (dwarf seahorse), 3507 nucleotides. It is a transcript of the gene chrng, whose product is annotated as cholinergic receptor, nicotinic, gamma. Gene Ontology annotation, molecular function: transmembrane signaling receptor activity; acetylcholine-gated monoatomic cation-selective channel activity. Gene Ontology annotation, biological process: chemical synaptic transmission; nervous system process; signal transduction. The coding region runs from base 1018 to 2664 and encodes 548 amino acids. The transcript has 12 exons. Gene Ontology annotation, cellular component: neuron projection; synapse; postsynaptic membrane. Lineage: Eukaryota; Metazoa; Chordata; Actinopteri; Syngnathiformes; Syngnathidae. The record is from RefSeq and is a predicted model, not a curated record.
UACUGUGACCGGACAUUAAACUCAAGCCGCCGACCGUGACGUCAACAGAGCACAUGCUGUCUACAUUUAUAACCGUCUUCCUUCCUCAUACCAGGAUGAAGAAUCAUAAAAGGAUGCAAAAUCCUUGUGCAUCAUAAACUGGCAAAAAAUGGUACACACACACACACACACACAAACAAACAAAACAUUCCCGACAUUUGGGAAACAUUCCCACCUCAGGUUUAGGGAUGUGCUAAACAAAUAUAUUUGUGACGCGCAGGCUGAUAAGCUGACGGCGAUUCCCAAAUGUGCCGGCAACGUCUGGCAAUCUACACAGCGCCAGAUCAGCCUUCAUUGAUAUUCAUUCAUUCAUUCAUUCAUCUUCCUAACCGCUUGAUCCUCACUAGGGUCGCGGGGGGUGCUGGAGCCCAUCCCAACCGUCUCCGGGCAGUAGGCGGGGGACACCCUGAAUCGGUUGCCAGCCAAUCGCAGGGCACACAGAGACGAACAACCAUUCGCACUCAUACUCACACCUAGGGAAAAUUUAGAGUGUUCAAUCAGCAUGCUACGCAUGUUUUUGGAAUGUGGGAGGAAACCGGAGCACCCGGAGAAAACCCACGCAGGCCCGGGGAGAACAUGCAAACUCCACACGCCUGCAAAAUGAGCCACACUUAUCAACUGGAGCCUUUUGUUCUUUUGUUUCACACUUACUAUCCUUCUUCUUCUGCUGCCCCUUUUUUUUUUUUUUUUUGUGCUGGCCUCUGUGCUAAUUUUGUCCCUUGCUUAUUUUAUUCGCUGAAGAUAAAUGCCAGACUGGCAAAUGCUGUGUGUGUGUGUGUUUUCCCGCACAUGUUGAACUAUAAUUCCAGGGCUGCAUUUUCAGCUGUCACAUCAAUACAAACACACACACACAUACACACACGCGUGCACAUCAACACAAAGGCAGAAUGCCAGCAGGUCCAUUAAGUAUUGUGCAUGUGUGUCUGCGAUCAUUGAGUUUUGUCAAACGGAGCGGCCUUUAAGCGCACGCACACACUGAUGGAUUCUCUUCUCUCUGUGUCAUUCCUCUUGAAGAUAUUCAUGAUUUCUGCCUCAGCAUACGGCGUUAAUCUCGAAGGGGAACUUUUCAAGGACUUGAUGAAAGGCUACAACAAGAAAGUGAGGCCCGUGGAGAACGGUGGGGAUGUCACGCAGGUGACACUCAAGAUGACCCUGACCAACCUCAUCUCCCUGAGUGAAAAGGACGAGGCCCUGAUGACGAGUGUUUGGAUCGAAAUGCAAUGGUGCGACUACAGGCUCAGAUGGGACCAACCACCUCGAUCCACCUUAUACAAGAACAUCACCUCGCAGCUACGCCUGCCCUCCAAGAAGAUCUGGCUCCCCGACGUCAUCCUGGAGAACAAUGUGGAUGGACAAUUUGAAGUGGCGCUGUAUUGUAACGCGCUGGUGUCUCCUGACGGCUGCGUGUACUGGUUGCCCCCCGCCAUCUACCGCAGCGCUUGCCCCAUCACCGUCAACUAUUUCCCCUUCGACUGGCAGAAUUGCACCAUGGUGUUCCGCUCCCAGACCUACAGUGCCAAUGAGAUUGAACUGGUUCUGAAAAAGGAGGACAACGUAACUCUGGAGUGGGUUGAUAUUGACCCCGAGGCUUUCACGGAAAAUGGAGAAUGGGCCAUCAAACACAGACCAGCAAAGAAGGUGAUCAACAACCAGUUCACCAAAGAUGACCCGGAAUACCAGCAAUUGGUCUUUUUCCUCAUCAUCCAGAGGAAGCCCCUCUUCUACAUCAUCAACAUCAUCGCUCCCUGCGUGCUCUUUUCCUCUCUCUGCCUGCUUGUUUACUACCUACCCGCUAAAGCUGGGGGCCAGAAGUGCACCAUGUCCGUUGCUACUCUUCUGGGCCAGACCGUGUUCCUUUUGCUCAUUGCCAGAAAGGUUCCAGAAACAUCCGUGGCGGUUCCUCUUAUCGGAAAGUAUCUGAUGUUUGUAAUGUCCGUGACCACCAUUGUAGUGAUGAACUCUGUGAUCGUUCUCAACGUAUCGCUGAGAACACCAAGCACUCACGUGAUGUCAGACCAAGUCAGAAAGAUCUUUCUUAACGUACUGCCUCGGCUGCUGAGAAUGCAAAUGCGGCCCUGGACACCCGAUCGUGACGUCGCCGCUGGAGUCGACGACAGGGCGGAAAUACAUCCGGUGCCAUGUCGGCGCCGCAGCUCCAUGACGUUAAUCAACAAGGCGGAGGAAUAUAUUCUGAAAACGGCUCGGACUGAACUCAUGUUUGCCCGACUGCAAGACAGAAAUGGACUGAUGAAGUCAGUCUUUGAGACGUUGAACAAAGACCUGAAAGAGGGAACGGCCGAGCGACUUAGUCUAAGUUUGGCAAAAGCUGCCCCGGAACUCAAGCAGUGCAUUGCUUCGUGUAAACACAUCGCAGAGACGACAAGGCAACAGAGCAACUAUCAAAAUGAGAAUGAAGAGUGGAUCCGGGUCGCCCGGGUCAUCGAUCGGGUCUGCUUCAUUGUCAUGGCUCUGCUCUUCUUCGUUGGCACCAUCGCCAUCUUCCUAUUGGGCCACUUCAACCAGCCGCCAUCUUCCCCCUUCCUGGGGGAUCCCAGGAAGUACCUUCCCACGAUAGAAAAUCUCACGCUAGCCGAUACCAGAUCAGGAGAGGACCUGCUGGGUUGAAGCGGAUCGCCUCAUAUCCUUUCUUGCAAAGUUGAAUUUGGUUGAUUAAUCGGUUGUUAGCUGUGCUAACACAGUCACGAUGACAGCGAUGUUCAUGGUUCGAAGAUCAUAUCAGUCUCUCGCUUGUUUAUUACUAGUUCGUUGCAAUGUUGUAAUCCAAGAACACCUUGUAAUCUGUUCAGGACCUUUGUUGGUCAAAUUCAGAAUGGCUGCCUUUUAUAAAAGUAUUUACAGUAUGUCACGCUACAAAAUGUCUCAAACGUUUAAUGGGCAGUGUACCCGCCAAUGUUUUCUCAAACGCCUUAAAUUUCACCGACAGUAGUGUCCACGAGCUUUUUGUAGCUGAAGGAUUUGUAUUAUUUCGGAUCUCCUACGUCUGGUGUCGGUGAAUCUCCAGGAUGCUCUUUGCUAACACUCAGUGCUAAUGCUAUAUGGACGGCUAGCUGCAGCCCAAAACUAUUGAAUUCCAAAUGUUGUCAAAGCGAUGUUUGUACUGGUAUUUGUUGAUUGGGUACAUGUUAGCUGAACUUGACACAAAAAAAGUGGCAACUACAGUAAAAUAAAUUGUUUGUGUCGUCUAGAAAUUUACAUCAUUGGCUCUGCCUUGCUCGUGAACAAUUUGGACAUUAAACUCUUUGCUAAAAUCUUAAUAAUAAUCAACAUGGAAAAAAUAUUGAUAUUUUACUGUCUUUUGUCAUUUCCAGCUAAACGACACAACCACAAAAUUUUGCGAUCGUGCUAUAUUACUAUAGUUUAUGUUUUACAUGAUGUUGUUUGAUUUCAUGCUACGUUUAUAAAACAGCAAAUAUAUUUAAAAUGUUCCUUCAACAUUUCCCGGACAGU